Glossina fuscipes is the source of this 2174-nucleotide messenger RNA. RefSeq names its product negative elongation factor E (gene Nelf-E). Gene Ontology annotation, molecular function: RNA binding. Gene Ontology annotation, biological process: negative regulation of transcription elongation by RNA polymerase II. The transcript has 4 exons. Bases 1088 to 1927 code for a protein of 279 amino acids. NCBI's taxonomy places the organism in Eukaryota, Metazoa, Arthropoda, Insecta, Diptera, Glossinidae. Gene Ontology annotation, cellular component: NELF complex. The record is from RefSeq and is a predicted model, not a curated record.
AUAAUAUAAUUAUUAUUAAUAUUUUAUGUAUAUUCGAGUCUAAAUAACGCGAUACUAUAUAAGGGUUAGAAAAAGUCAGAACAAAAUAUUUUAUUCUGCAACGUUUUAAUCAAAUUUUAGGUAGAGUAUAGGCACAGGGAUUUAAUAAAAAUGCGGCCAUACGCGAUCUUUACUCUUCUGGCUUGCUCAUCAGGUUGCAAAUGAAAGACGUAGGAAGUCUCGCACGCUGCGCUUUCGACUUCGUUUUAGAUUCAAAAAUAAGGAAAUCAAUGUGCAUUUAAGCAACUAAUAUAUGGUUUAAGAAGUAAACACAAGAAAAUCAAAAUAAAUGUAAUCAACAAACGCAAGUUUCAGAAACAAAAAAAAAAAAAGAAAAUAUAAAAAUAUUGUAUAAUGUUAUUGACAAAGUUUAAAACCAUGUAAUAUGCAAAAAGUUUAGAAUAAUGCAGCGUAGAAAUAGUAUAUCUAAAAUCAUAUAUGUUAAAAUGAAACGUCUUUUAUUUUUUUUUGUUUUGGAAAGUAUCUUUUUCUCUUCUUCUUAAGAGGCCAUGAAGUCAACAGCAGAUGACUCGCUACGUUAUAAUAGAAAAUGUUUUGAAAAAAUAUGAUUUACGUGCUUUUCCCUGUUUGUUUACAUAAACGCCAAACUGGCAUAGGCCAAAGGAAAAAUUGAGCAAUUUUUUAAGCAUGACAUUCUCGAAAAGUUCCAUAUGUGGCGCAUUCGUUGCUUUCAAUUCACUCAACUUCAAAUUUCAAAGCCCAAUAGCCGAGCAAAGAUCAAACUCUAUUCUUCUUCUUUUCUUCGCAAUCAAAUUAUUUUCAAAUUUUACACGCUUGGCAAUAUUGGUAUUGCAGCUUUCGAAUGGCAUACAACUACAUAUGUAAAUUUUAAGUUGUCAAAUCGUAUGAAAUAUAAUCAGUAUAAAAAAAGGACAGUAUCCCAAAACGAAAAAAGUGUCAUUGGCCUAAAUCUACACUUACUUUAAAAAGAAAAAAAAAUCAAUGAAUUUCACAUAAUUAUUACGUGCCACAUAUCUUAUUUAUCUCGAAAAUAAAAAGCAAUUUGAAAAAAAAAAAAAUAAUAAUAAUGGUUUAUAUACAUUUUCCGUCUAAUCUAACUGAGGAAGAGCAUAUGCUGCAAGCCAAAUAUCAAAAAUUGAAGAAAAAGAAGAAGGCGUUACAGUUGAUGAAAGCACCAAAACAAGAGCCCGAGAAGCCGACACUUAAGAGGCCAACAGAUGCUCGUGAUGCUCGGGAAGUUGCACGUAAAUUGAUUAAAAGUGGUGCUAUACCGGCUAUACAAAAGCAGCAAACAAAACAAGAUCAGACAUCUUUCAAAAGACCUAAAGGUCAGGAACGGAAACGUCCUGUACCGGAAUCGACAGUGGCUGCUUAUCAGCCAUUUUCUUCCACGCAAAAUGAUGUAGCCCAGGAAACUAUUAUUAGUGAGAUUAUCAAAGAAGAGCCCCGUGUGCAGAACUUAUAUCAACACUUUGCCACUGAACGUGAUCGCGAGGAAAGAGGGCUUAACGAUAAAGGAUCUCUGGAUCCUAGUCAAUCGGAUAAGCCCAGAGCUGGUAACACAAUUUUUGUAUCGGGUAACAAAGUUAGUGAAGACUUUCUCAAGAAGACUUUUAAUGAUUUCGGCACCAUCGUCAAUGUAUCUAUGGAAAUUGAAAAGGGACGUGGUUUUGUAACGUUCGCUAAACCUGAGUCAGCCGAUCGAGCUAUUGCUGAAAUGCAUAGCAAGAAUGUAAACGGCAUAAAUUUACAAGUGCAACUGGCUCGUCGUCAACCACAAAUAGAACCUAUCAAUGAUGCCUCAUCUUCAGCAGUUUGGUCCUCGAUAGCUGCUAGUAAAUCUCAAAAAGGUAGCCACAAAGAUCGACGCGAGAUGGUACAAUAUGACGAAGACCUCUUUUGUUAAUUGACAUGAAUUGAUAUGAAGAUCGUGAACUUCACAUAAACUAAUAUAUAAGUAUAACUUAGGACAUAAUUUUACAUUGUUCAAAUUAAGUUUUUUUUUUUGAUAUGAAGCAGGCAUGGAUUCGGCCAAAGAGAUAUGCCUUACAUGUGCGGGUUAAUAAAAAUUUGCAAUACUUCAGUUGUUAUAUGCAGGAAAAGGAAGUUUUCCUUUUCUCAUAAGGAAGAGAAAAGUAAAAAUAAAGAAAUUU